Hansenula anomala is the source of this 1191-nucleotide messenger RNA. It is a transcript of the gene CAJ1, whose product is annotated as Caj1p. The transcript is spliced from 2 exons. NCBI's taxonomy places the organism in Eukaryota, Fungi, Ascomycota, Saccharomycetes, Phaffomycetales, Wickerhamomycetaceae. Gene Ontology annotation, biological process: protein import into peroxisome matrix. The record is from RefSeq and is a predicted model, not a curated record. The coding region runs from base 1 to 1191 and encodes 396 amino acids. Gene Ontology annotation, cellular component: cytosol.
AUGGUUAAGGAUACUUCAUACUAUGAUAUCUUGGGUAUCUCCCCAGAUGCGUCUCAGACUGACAUCAAAAAGGCAUAUAGAAAGAAGGCAAUGCAAACUCAUCCCGAUAAACAUCCAGAUGAUCCAGGUGCUGCUAAAAAAUUUCAAGAAGUUGGUGAAGCUUACCAAGUGUUACAAGACCCUCAAUUGAGAGACAAAUAUGACAAGUUUGGAAAAGAUGAGGCCGUCCCUGAUGCUGGAUUUGAAGAUGCUGGCGAGUUUUUCACAAAUAUUUUUGGUGGUGAAGCUUUCCAUGAUUGGAUAGGUGAAUUAUCAAUGUUGAAAGAAUUGACUCAAACUGCUGAUGUUCUUGGUGGUGACGAAGAAGCUGCAAAAGCCGCUACAGCUGAAGCCAGCGAAAAGCCAACCGAAAGUUCUUCUGAUCUGUUACAUCAACCAAAUGGAUCACAAACUACACAACAAGGGAAAAGACCUUCCACAAAGAUCAGUAAAGAACAACGUGAAGAAUUACUUCGAUUGGAAAGAGAAAGAAAAGAACAAAAGGCUAAAAGAGUGGAAGAACUAACUGUUAAAUUAGAUUCAAAAUUGAAAAAACUGAUCUCAGCAAGCACAGAUUCUGAUGAAUUAACAAAAUUUAAAGCCCAACUACACAAGGAAAUUGAAGAUUUGAAAAUUGAGUCAUUUGGUAUUCAAUUAUUACAUACAAUUGGGAAAGUUUAUAACCAAAAGGCUUCAGCAUUUUUGAAAUCUCAAAAAACUUUUGGUAUUUCCAAAAUCUUUACAUCUGUUAAACAAAAAGGGUCAACUGCUAAAUCUGCUUGGAAUAUUUUAUCAACUGCCCUUGAUGCUCAAGUUGCAAUGGAGGAAAUGAUUAAAGCCCAAGAAAAGGGUGAAGAAUGGGAUGAAUACAGAAAAGCUGAGUAUGAACGUACAAUGACUGGUAAAUUUUUAGCUACGGCAUGGGUUAGCUCGAAAUUUGAAAUACAAGGUGUUUUAAGAGAAGUUUGUGAUAAAAUAUUGAAUGAUAAAUCAAUUUCAUCAAAAGAAAGAGCUGCAAAGGCUAAUGCUCUAUUGGUUAUUGGUAAUGAGUUUAUAACUGCUGAAAGAUCUGAAGAUGAAGCUGAAGAAGCUAGAGUAUUUGAAGAAUUGAUGGCCGAAGCUACUGCCAAGAAGCAACAUAAGAGAAGAUGA